GACAGUGCAAAAUCACUCACUAUUUAGCAGGAAAGGUGAUUCCAGCGCUCAAACCAAUUGAAUCAGCGAUCUCACAAUCUGGCAAAAAGAAGGGGAGGGACCGGCCGUGUAAUCUAUCGGGGUUGCCUGCAAACGGAGGCUGAGACUGGGGAGAGCGGGAGACGAAAUAAGCUAUAUAUUUAACAAAUCAGCGGAUAUAGUGGAACCAUUAUGAAGAGGAGCAGUGAGCGGAGGUAGGCUCGGCAAUGAUGCCUGCAACCAGAAUAGAGGAACCUGGGAUUGAACCUUGUCUCGGCAGCUCCUUGAAAACCCAUCUGUACAUCUAGCAUCCUCUCUGGGAAACGCUACUAUAUGCAGCCAGUCUGCAUGUUGGAUUAAAGAAAAUUAGCUUUCUCUUGCUGUAGUCUUCUCACAGUAUUGGUUAUUAUUGAUAUUUCACCCUAGUCUGGCAGCUUUGCUGCUCGUCUAAACACAGAUGAAUGAAGACCCCAUUCGGGAAGACAUCAGGCCAGAGAUCCAGAGCUGAUGCAGGGCACACAGGUGUUUCUGCAAGUAUGAUGAAGAAGAAGGGUUCCCACAAAAAGCAUCGAAACAAUGUGGGGCCAAGCAAGCCUGUUUCUCAACCCCGGCGGAAUAUUGUUGGGUGUAGAAUACAGCAUGGUUGGAAAGAAGGUAGUGGACCUGUGACACAAUGGAAGGGAACCGUUCUAGAUCAGGUUCCAGUUAACCCCUCCCUCUACUUGAUUAAAUACGACGGAUUUGACUGUGUCUAUGGACUUGAGCUUCACAAAGAUGACAGGGUUCAAGGUCUUGAGGUUCUGCCAGACAGAAUAGCCUCUUCUCGAAUCAGUGAUGCACACCUAGCAGAUACAAUGAUCGGCAAAGCUGUGGAGCACAUGUUUGAAACAGAAGAUGGAUCAAAAGAUGAAUGGAGGGGCAUGGUUCUAGCCCGGGCUCCAAUUAUGAACACAUGGUUUUAUAUCACUUAUGAAAAGGAUCCUGUUUUAUACAUGUACCAACUCCUAGAUGAUUAUAAAGAGGGUGACCUGCGGAUAAUGCCAGACUCCAAUGACUCCCCUCCUGCUGAGCGAGAGCCCGGGGAGGUUGUUGACAGUCUUGUGGGGAAGCAAGUGGAAUAUGCCAAAGAAGAUGGCUCUAAAAGGACUGGCAUGGUCAUCCAUCAGGUGGAAGCCAAACCAUCGGUUUAUUUCAUCAAGUUUGAUGACGAUUUCCACAUUUACGUCUAUGAUUUGGUAAAAACAUCUUAGGCUUCCUUAAAAGAAGAAACAAAAAAACUUUGCCAAAUGUUUUGAACUUUUUCUCUGGACAACUUGAGGGGACAAAAUGGAUAUUUUGCUUUCCAGGCUCAUAGUAACAUGCUGUAUCCGCCAGCCCACAAUCCCUGCCAUCCAGCAUAGCUUUGUUUCUUUCCAUUUUUUUUUGGGCAUGGGAAUGGCACUGCCCAACAUAACAAUAUUCAACACAUAGGACAGAGGAACAUGCCCCAGGAGGAUGCAGUCUUCACACAUUGUUGUUAUAAGUUAAGAAGUUCAUUCUUCAAGAUGUGUCUGUACAAGAUAAACCACUCCAAGAACAGAAGAAAUAGACAGAAGGUAAUCAGACAGAUAGCAACAGUUUUCAAAGUAAGCUUGGGAGAAUUUAUUCUGGCAAAUCUAGAGGAACCUUUUAGUUUUUGUUAAUUAUGAUUUCAGUUUAGUUUUUUCUCUUACUAAAACAGUUUUUUUUUUUGUUUUAAUCUAUUGAAAAUGUCACUUUUUUUAAAAUGUUUAAACCCACAUCUUUAAAGGAUUAAAAUCAUCAAAUGUGGAAGCUUGCAAUCUGUAUAGGAUAAAGCAAAUUUUAAACCUUUUCUGAAUGCAUACACACUUCCAUAUAAAUAACUUAAUAACUGUUAAGUUUGUUACAUCUGUUUAAAUUAUUUGCAGAUGUAACAUUUUGCCUUAAUUCACCUUAGUCUUGAAUUUGCAAAUAUUUUUUUUUCUUUACAAAAUAUACAGAUUGCUUUGGAAUUUUCAGUGCAAUUCUGUUUUUUUAAUAAUAAUAAUAAUAAUAAUAAUAAUAAUAAUCAAACAUCUCCUCUGGCUAAAACCAAUUUGGAAGGUUAAUUUCUAGUAUGUGUUGCAUAUCUUGCCUGUCAUGUCCAUUUGGUGAUUGUUAGGUACAUUUGGUAUUAUUAGAUAUGCAGUUUUGAAGUAUGCACGUUAAAGCAGAUCUGUAUCACGAAAGCAAGUACCACACUGGAUUAAAGAAUGCUGUUUGUAUGCCUUGCUUCAAGACUGCUUCGCUUCCCAGGUCAGUGUUUCAGCAUCAGGGCAUGUAACAUCAAGAACGCCUGCAAGUAUGGCAUGAAAACCGCUUUCCUUAACCUAGUGUGGUACCGGAUGUCAUUUAAAAUGACAUUUUUUUUUUGGUUUUAGUUUAACAAGUGAUCUUUUAAAACUGUUUGGUCCCUGUUUUAGUUUUUGAACCCACAAAAAAAUGCACUCAAAUCUAUA
Messenger RNA from Polyodon spathula (Mississippi paddlefish), 2516 nucleotides. RefSeq names its product spindlin-Z. The transcript has 7 exons. Bases 480 to 1268 code for a protein of 262 amino acids. The record is from RefSeq and is a predicted model, not a curated record. Gene Ontology annotation, biological process: gamete generation. Lineage: Eukaryota; Metazoa; Chordata; Actinopteri; Acipenseriformes; Polyodontidae.